AUGCCAGCCUUAUCAGUAAUACCCGAUGAUCUUCCUCCCUCCAUAGUCGAGUCAAUCAUCACCCAAAUAAAAGACUACCAAGCCAACCACGGUUCUUUAAUAAAAGUCAUCGGCUCAGAAACAGAAAACAGUGUGCUAUUACAUCCAAUCGGCGUGAGUGUUUUCCCAACUCUAUUCCCGAGAAAAUUAUUCGAUACGGCAAUCGAGCUGCAACAUAUAUAUAAUGAGCUAUACUGCAAAGUUGCUGAAGAUGAGGAGUGGCUGUCGACGACGACGCGAGCACUGAGAAAACAAGAACCAUUGAUAGAUGCAUUAUGGACUGUGCACGAGGAAGUCGAGAGACGAAGACGGGGAAAUGGGACGAUGCGAUAUCCCAGGCAGGAGGUGUCUGCGGGGGUGUUCCGGUCUGACUACAUGCUGCACCAUCAUCAGGAUCAUGAUAGUGACGGCGACAGCGACGAGAAGAAUUGGAUGGAAAAUGUGUCUCUAAAACAAGUAGAAUUCAACGCGUACUCUUGCGCCGGUGGGUCGCAUGCGAACAAGGUUGUUGAUAUGCACCGGUACCUGACUCGCACGAAUGUAUACGACUUUGAACUCGAGCAGACAGAGAACAGACAGACCAGAAACAAUAUAUGUGUCAACCUAUCCUCUUUACCGCGGAACCGUACAAUCCACGGAAUCGCAUCCGUGCUCGCCUCAGCGCAUGCGAUGUAUGGGCCACCUAAAAGCUGUCAGCAUCCCACUGCCGUUCUGAUGGUUGUCCAACCGAACAAUUUCAACAUCACCGAUGAACGACCCAUCGAAUACGCAUUAUGGAACUGGGAGGAAGGGGGCUGCCCGAUUCCCACCUAUCGUGUUGAGUGGCAGGAUGUGCUACAGUAUACCUCACUUGCAGAAACAGGCGAAUUGCUGUUUCAUCCUAACCAAGGUCGGGCUGGCAGGAAAUCCGUGGAGGUUUCGGUCGUUUAUCAUCGGGCUGGGUAUGAGACGAAGGAAUACGCCGAUGAAGUUGGGAUGGAAAUUCGGAUCCGACUUGAGCUCUCGCGUGCAAUCAAGUGUCCGUCGAUACUGGGGCAUAUCACGACGGCGAAGAAGGUUCAGCAAGCCCUUGUCGUGCCAGACGUGCUGGAACGCUGGCUGGCGCCUGACAGGGCAGGUCGGAUUCGAGAGACCUUUUUUAAUACGUAUCCGCUCGACAAUUCGACCCCGACUGGUGUCAGAGGACGGGAACUUGCCACGAAUCUGCUCGCGGCAGACAACUAUAUCCUCAAGCCGUCGCUCGAGGGAGGAGGCCACAAUAUUUAUGGGAGCGACAUACCGAGAUUCUUGGACGGUAUUCCUGAAGCUCAAUGGUCUGCAUAUAUAUUGAUGGAGAGGAUUCGUUCGCCUCGGGACAUUUACAAUGUACUCAUGUCCUCGGAUGGAAUUGUUGCGGACGAGGUUGUGUCUGAGUUAGGGAUUUUUGGAACUUGUCUUUGGAAGUCAACCAAUUCAAGGAAUGGAGGGUCAAAUUGUGAGGUGAUCCUGAAUAAUGUUGGAGGAUGGUCAUUCAAGACGAAGGAUGCGCUGGUGGAUGAGAUGAGUGUUGUGAAAGGAUACGGAUGCUUUGAUACCCCAUGUUUGGUUGACACAUCAAACUAA
Talaromyces proteolyticus is the source of this 1641-nucleotide messenger RNA. RefSeq names its product glutathione synthetase. Gene Ontology annotation, cellular component: cytosol. Gene Ontology annotation, molecular function: ATP binding; glutathione binding; glutathione synthase activity. Gene Ontology annotation, biological process: glutathione biosynthetic process. The transcript has a single exon. The record is from RefSeq and is a predicted model, not a curated record. NCBI's taxonomy places the organism in Eukaryota, Fungi, Ascomycota, Eurotiomycetes, Eurotiales, Trichocomaceae. Bases 1 to 1641 code for a protein of 546 amino acids.